Messenger RNA from Ectocarpus sp. CCAP 1310/34, 4335 nucleotides. NCBI's taxonomy places the organism in Eukaryota, Phaeophyceae, Ectocarpales, Ectocarpaceae. The record is from the annotation of a GenBank genome assembly.
UCGCAGCAUCAUGAUCAUUCAUUAGCGAUGGGUCCUCCAUACGUCAUCGGAGUAGAUGGAGGCACGGAGGGUAUACGUGCUGGCGUGUUCGACCUUGAUGGAAAUGCCUUGGCCUUCUCCAGCUGCGCGUAUGCAACGCAGUACCCGCAGCCGGGGUGGGCGGAGCAAAAUCCCGACGCGUGGUGGAAGGGGCUAGGAGAGGCCGUGAGGGAAGCCGUGUCCAAGUCGGUGGUAUCGGCGGCGGACAUCGUGUCGAUCGGGGUGGACACAACGUGCUGUUCCGUCGUGGCUCUCGACGCAAAUGGCCGUCCCCUGCGACCCUCCCUCCUGUGGAUGGACAUGCGAUCCGCGGGCUGCGCGGAGCAGGUGGCCAAGACCGGAGACGACGCCUUGAGGGUUAACUCCGGGGGAAGGGGCCCCGUGUCUGCGGAGUGGAUGAUCCCCAAGGCGCUCUGGCUCAAGAAAAACGAGCCGGAGCUGUUCGCGCGCGCGCACUACGUUUGCGAAUACCAGGACUUCAUCAAUUUUCGUCUGACCGGGCGCAUGGUGGCCUCCGUCAAUAACGCCUCGAUUCGGUGGCACUACUCCACCACCCACGGCUGGCCGGUGUCGCUUCUCGAGAAACUCGACCUCGCCGAUCUACAGGGAAAGUGGCCGCAGGAAGUGAUCGCCCUUGGCGGUGUCGUGGGCGGAAUCUCCGCUGAAGCGGCGCAGCACCUGGGGCUGCCGGAAGGUCUCCCUGUCGCCCAGGGCGGCGCUGACGCGUUUGUAGGCAUGGUCGGCUUGGGCGUGGUGAACAGCGGAGAGAUGGCAUUGCUCACGGGCUCGUCCCAUCUACACCUGGGCCUCACCCACGACAGGCACUUGCACGGCUCGGGCAUGUGGGGCGCUUACCCCGACGCGGUGCUCCCGGGACUGGGUGUGGCGGAGGGCGGGCAAACGUCUACCGGUAGCGUGAUCGCGUGGUUCCGCCGCCUGGUCUCCGGCGGUGGAGAGGAGCUGGUCUCGUACAAAACGCUGAACGAGGAGGCGGAGGCCGUGCCCAUCGGCUGCGAGGGGCUGGUGUGCUUGGAUCACUUCCAGGGAAACCGCACCCCGUACACUGACCCGCUUUCGAGGGGGGCCCUCGCCGGCCUGACCCUCAAGCACGGGAGAGGACACAUAUUCCGCGGGUUGAUCGAGUCGGUGUGCCUCGGGACCGAGCUGGUGUUCGAGGCGAUGCGAAAGGCGGGGUACACGCCUUCCUCCGUGGCGGUCGCGGGGGGUGCGACAAAUUCCCGUCUGUGGCUUCAGACACACGCGGACGUGAGCAACGUCCCCAUGAAGGUUACCAGGGAGAGGGAGGCGUGUUUGCUGGGCUCAGCGAUCCUCGCCGCCGUCGGGGGGGGGCUGUUUCCGGACAUCCCCUCCGCCGCCCGUGCCAUGGUUCACGUCGAGGGAACAGUGAUGCCGAAUCCCGAGGCGCACGCCAAGUAUAAGCGGGUGCUGGAGCGGUAUCGUGCGGUGUACCCCGCGCUCAAGCCCGUCUUCCGCGACCAGGGAGCAGGGGCCCCGCCGACGACCGCAGCAGGGGGGGUGGAUGAGUCUGGCGGUGGCGGUGCGGCUGCGGCGGAAGGGGAGACGGGGGCGGCGGUGGUAGGGCUGGUGAACGCGUCCAUUCUUGCGGCGGAUAUGGCAGACCUGUCGGGAGAGGUAGAGAGGGUGAUGGCGGCGGGGGCGGACUGGAUUCACGUGGAUGUCGUCGACAACGUGUUCGCAAAGGUGCUAACAUUUGGGCCUCCCGUCGUCGCGAGCCUUCGCCGUCGACACCCCUCGGUCUUCCUGGACGUGCAUCUGGCCGUCGAGAACCCGCACGAGUACGUUGACGCGCUCAAGGACGCCGGGACUAGCCAGGUCCUGUUUCACCCCGAGGCCGUAGCCGAGGGUGGCGACAUGGAUGCUGCGAGCUUGGCCGUGCGAAUCUCGGAGGCGGGCAUGCGGGCGGGGGUUGCUCUAAGGCCCGAGACCCCGGUCUCCGCGGUGCUGCCGCUCCUGGAGCCGCGGCGGCUCGUGAAAUGCGUCGACGUGCUCGCGGUCCAACCGGGUUUCGGGGGUCAGGCGUUCGACUCGACCGUUCUGACGAAGGUUGAGGAGUUGCGGUCGAUCUGUCCGGAGCUGGACAUUCAGGUAGACGGCGGCGUCAGCGCCACCACGGCUCAGGCUUGCGUUGCCGCAGGGGCUAACGUGCUGACCUCGGGGAGUUUCAUUUUUGGCAGCAACACCGGAAGCAUGGCCUCUAGUCAUGUUUCGGAAGCGGCGGCGGCGGUAUCGAUUGCAGAGUUGAGGGGGGCGCUUUCCGCAAAGUGGCCGUCACCGGCGCCGGCGAAGGCGUCAAGCGUAGUCUAGUUAGGUGGAGGAGGACGCGGUGGCAUGCGGUGGACUCUGUUAAAAGAUUGGGGUGGGGGUGAAAGGAGCAUAUAUACCCUGACGGCUUGAUGGAAGGCGUUGGCGGCAAUGAUACCGUUGGCUGUGAAGCCCACGGGUCUUCCUCUUUUCGUGACGUCUGGCACGCUUCGUGAUUGCUUUCUUGUGGUUCUUGCCUGCUGUUUGGUCGCUUUGCCGGUGGCAAAAAGGGCGGUAAACGUAAAUAGUCGUGUGUGUCUUCGCGGUCUGAGGAUCACCACAAGACAAAAGCACGGGUGUUUACAUUUUUGGCGUCAGACAUGUUUCUUUUCAUUACGCAAUAAUGAGGUGGCUUGAGCAUCGAUCGCUACAAGAAGACCGUUUCGCCCGACGCGAGCACAAGCACGUCUUGACCAAAACCACGCCUCACACUCUACACAAACAGUCAGCGACCGCCCCCGUCGAACAGAAAAACAAACUCGAGAACAAGAAUUUAAGACGCCCGGCAGCGAGAGCGGACAUCGAACCCACGACUUGCAACUAAGCACGACGAAACAACGAAAACAACAGAAUGCUGGGUAAAAAUCCAUACAGAGUGAAAUUCUUCGACCCAACGUUUCCCCGUCCAAAUCUCCCUACACAAUACAUAAACUAAAUAUUUACAAGACAUACAAUCAAAAGGAACAGCGCCAUCUCUGCAGCCGAGGUGCAAGCGAGCGACGUUACCCGUGCUCCGAGAACAAACAAACACCGCAAGAGGUGGAGAGAUGGCACAACUCCCCCUCGACCGACUUUCAUAGCUCGAUUGAUCCGCAACCAAGCGGGUGCGAAAAGAGCCCGACAUGCCUAAGGAAAGCCGUCGACGAGAUGUUUCCGUCGUUCCGACACCACCACUUUUGGUGUUGGAACAUAAUGAAUCUUGGUCGUGGAGCAAUCCCUCUCUGAAAAUCGCUCUAGGGGGGGGGGGGUGCCAACUCUCCGACUCUUCCGGAAUACCACGGUACGGUAUACGGUACGGUACAGACAAUCUUGGUCGUGGAGCGAUCGAGCUUUGAAAGUCGGUCUAGGGGGGGUGCCACUUAUUGUCCGCAGAUGACAACGAAACCACCGGACUCACGACCGUCAGGCCGACGAUCGGGAAAUUGACACCUGUGUGCCAGAUGCGAACACCCGUCCUUGCCACACGCGACAAGAUGGUUGGUUUAUCAGAUCUUGCCGCCCGCAGGCUUCUAUAUUGUAUAUUACAUCGGAAACCUUCGCAGGAGGCGGAGCCAACUGCAACCGUUGCACACUGAACGCCGGUGCUUGAAUGCGGAAUUGCGGUAUUGCGGUCAACCCGAGAGACCCAUUUGACGGAGGGACCGAGCCUUUCUAAACACGCACGGUGAUGAGAGUGUCACGCAAAGAGUCGGAAAAAAGAGAACAACACAAAACAAAAGUGUCCAGCCAAAGCGUCCUGUCGAAAACAACAUGUAAAACUAACACAACACCACCAGUACGAGCAUACUACAAACGUUGCCUGGAGACGACCGGACCGGCGCGGCCGGCCAAAAAAUCCCCCACAACAGAGCCACAAGGAACGCGCCCCGAGACCUGUUACCGAACCUCCGCUUUGAAAAACUUCGCGGAUUCCUCGCCCCCGCUACAACUGUCGUCCUGCUUCGCAACACCGAACGCCUCGGGGCUGGUGCUUCUACUUCUACUUCUACUCCCGCUUCUUUUGUCUUUCCUGCGACCGCUCUCAAUCGCCGACGGCGAGCUAGCCGCCAGAGGGUCACGUUCCGAAUUGCCGUUGCCGUUGCCCAGGAGCUCGCCCUCCCCCCCCGCGGCGGCGGUAGUAGUAGCGCGGUCGUCGUCCCAUACCGUCCGUACCGGCGGCCGUCUAUUUCGAGGGGACCCCGCGAACCUGAUCCACCUCUCCCCGCCCCCACUGCCAUACGCCCGGCCGGCACC